Messenger RNA from Dalotia coriaria, 2171 nucleotides. Its product is annotated as elongation factor 1-alpha. Lineage: Eukaryota; Metazoa; Arthropoda; Insecta; Coleoptera; Staphylinidae. Gene Ontology annotation, molecular function: GTPase activity; translation elongation factor activity; GTP binding. The coding region runs from base 165 to 1553 and encodes 462 amino acids. The transcript has 3 exons. The record is from RefSeq and is a predicted model, not a curated record. Gene Ontology annotation, biological process: translation; translational elongation.
CUCGGAUGUGACGUCGACCAGUAGCAGUGGGAGCACGUUAAGGCCGUCCGACUCCAGCUCAAUCCUCCUUUCUGUCUGACUCUUCGUCCGGUGCGGUUGACUCCGUUAGUUCGCCGACAAGUUUCAAGUUGCACUUGGUUUAACACACCACAAACAAAGCAAACAUGGGCAAGGAAAAGGUUCAUAUUAACAUCGUCGUCAUCGGUCACGUCGACUCCGGCAAGUCGACCACCACCGGUCAUUUGAUCUACAAAUGCGGCGGUAUCGACAAGCGUACGAUCGAGAAGUUCGAGAAGGAAGCCCAGGAAAUGGGUAAGGGUUCCUUCAAGUACGCGUGGGUGUUGGACAAACUGAAGGCCGAGCGUGAGCGUGGUAUCACCAUCGAUAUCGCCCUGUGGAAGUUCGAAACCGCCAAGUACUAUGUGACCAUCAUCGAUGCCCCUGGCCACAGAGAUUUCAUCAAGAACAUGAUCACUGGUACCUCUCAGGCUGAUUGCGCUGUGUUGAUUGUUGCUGCCGGUACUGGUGAAUUCGAAGCCGGUAUCUCCAAGAACGGCCAGACCCGUGAGCAUGCUCUUCUCGCCUUCACCUUGGGCGUGAAACAGCUCAUCGUCGGUGUCAACAAGAUGGACUCCACCGAGCCACCAUACAAUGAGGGCCGUUUCGAGGAAAUCAAGAAGGAAGUCUCCUCCUACAUCAAGAAGAUCGGUUACAAUCCGGCCGCUGUUGCUUUCGUGCCCAUCUCCGGCUGGCACGGCGACAACAUGUUGGAAGCUUCCACCAAGAUGCCCUGGUUCAAGGGAUGGAACAUCGAGCGCAAGGAAGGCAAGGCUGACGGCAAGUGCCUGAUCGAAGCUUUGGACGCUAUCCUGCCCCCAUCUCGUCCCACCGAGAAACCCCUUCGUCUGCCACUCCAGGACGUGUACAAAAUUGGCGGUAUUGGAACAGUACCAGUCGGUCGUGUUGAAACCGGUGUCAUGAAGCCCGGUAUGGUCGUUGUGUUCGCCCCCGCUAACCUGACCACUGAAGUCAAGUCCGUGGAGAUGCACCACGAAGCCUUGCAGGAGGCCGUGCCCGGCGACAAUGUCGGUUUCAACGUCAAGAACGUCUCCGUUAAGGAAUUGCGUCGUGGCUACGUCGCCGGAGACACCAAGAACAACCCACCCAAGGGCGCCGCCGACUUCACCGCUCAGGUAAUCGUGCUCAACCACCCUGGUCAGAUCUCCAACGGCUACACGCCUGUGCUCGAUUGCCACACCGCACAUAUUGCUUGCAAAUUCGCCGAGAUCAAGGAGAAGGUCGAUCGUCGUUCCGGCAAGUCCACCGAGGACAACCCCAAGGCCAUCAAGUCUGGUGACGCUGCCAUCGUCAUCCUGCAGCCGUCCAAGCCGAUGUGCGUCGAGUCAUUCCAGGAGUUCCCACCUCUGGGACGUUUCGCCGUGCGUGACAUGAGGCAAACGGUCGCUGUCGGUGUCAUCAAGUCCGUAUCAUUCAAGGACCCCGCUGCCGGCAAGGUCACAAAAGCCGCCGAAAAGGCACAGAAGAAGAAGUAGCCGACUCCACUUACAAUUCCAUCAGUUGUUUUUUUACUACAUAUAUACUAUAAUAUAAUAAAUAUUAUCUCUUCCAUAGUUACACGAUUUACAGAAGAAUUCCGAAUAGGUUUUAAUAACGAGACUUUGUGAUUGAUUCUGUUUAUUUUUUUUUCUUGCUUUUUUGAUCAUAGAGAAGCUCCGAAUUUUUGUUUUUAUUUUAAUUUGAUUAUGACCGAAUAGAAUUUAUAUGAGGAAAUUUGCGAACUGAGAUAUUUUUUGUACGAGGAUAGAAACGAGCAAAAAACCAACUGAAACUUUGUAAUACUGUACAACUCUUAGGCUUACUUCCUACUCGUGGGACAACUUUUAUGAAGCAUUUACUACACAAUAUUUUUGGAAAUAUUGACUUUUGUAUCAAUAAAAGCGAAGCGAAUGCAAGAACGAAAAAACGGCGUGUGCUAAAAGAUGGAUAUUUAUUUUAAUGUACGGUAGACGGCAAUGCGCUGGCAAUUGGCAAGAAUUUCGGAUGCGAAUGUGCAACAACUCUUUGAAUUUUUGGAUAACUGCUGUUGUGAACUAUUGUAAAAUUUGCUAUGCUUUUAUUUGAUCUAAUAAACUACGCAAUGCUGACAGAAA